This is a messenger RNA of Grammomys surdaster, 1493 nucleotides long. RefSeq lists its product as uncharacterized. Gene Ontology annotation, cellular component: mitochondrion. Gene Ontology annotation, molecular function: fatty acyl-CoA hydrolase activity. The record is from RefSeq and is a predicted model, not a curated record. The coding region runs from base 120 to 719 and encodes 199 amino acids. NCBI's taxonomy places the organism in Eukaryota, Metazoa, Chordata, Mammalia, Rodentia, Muridae. The transcript has 3 exons.
AGGCAAGGCAGCCCAGGCUGCCACGUCACCUGCAACCUGACCUCACCCGGUCCCGCCCCUGUCCUCAGGAGUCUUGAGCAACACGGUGCUGCUGACGGAAUUCUGAAACAGUAGUCACUAUGAUUCCUUGGGCAUGGAGGCUUCUUCCUAGAAAGGCCACUGGUUCCGUAUCUACAUCAUCAGCCAAUCAGCGAGCCGAGGAUCACCAUCGGCAGCUGGAGGCCUAUGGGUACUUUCUGCCCAUCCAGACCAGGUGGCAGGACAACGACCAGUACGGCCACGUGAACAACGCUGUGUACUACAGCUACUUCGACACUAUAAUCAACCACUACCUGCUCAGGUACUGUGGCCUGGAAACCAGCUUGCUGACGUCCCCCCUGGUGGGGUUCAUGGUGACCAAUCAGUGCAAGUACCAUACACCCAUCAGCUUUCCUCAGAUCCCACUGGCUGCCCUGGCUGUGGAGAAAGUGGGUCGCUCCAGUGUAUGUUACAGUCUGGCUCUGUUUCCUCCUAAGCCCACCAAGGAGCUGCUGUCAGUAAAUCACCAUGAUCUCAUCAAUGGUUUUUUCUUAGGCCAUCCUAAAUUAGCACAGUUUGACACUCUGGCAUGUACCACGGGGUCUUCAGUCCACGUCUUUGUGAAUCCAGCCACUAGCAAACCAGAGAACCUUCCAGAAGACUUUAGGAACAGUCUCCAGAAGCUGAUGAGUCCAGCAUAGCAUGGAUUGUCUGACAUUAUCCAUGGAAAUCACUAUGUCAUAAAAUGAAGUUUAGGUUGUUCUCUGUACAUUUCAUUAGCAUAUUUUUUUGCCCUUAAAAUAGCUGUCAAUGACUUAAACAUUUUUAUAACAGUUAUUGAACUUCAAAGUGGAAUAUCUCUUUGGAACAGGCCUGUAGCCAAGUACUUUUCACAACUUAACACACAAAGCAGCUCACAACUACACUUCAAGGGAGGCACCAUUCUAACGCUUUUACAAGAAGUACACUGUGAGGUUUACAGACAGAAGCCAUUCGCCUCUGUGAAAGUACCAUACUCCAAACUCACAGUCUUAGCCUCCACACUGAUACCCUCCUUGCCAUGCAGCCCCAACCCUGAGCAAAUACAGGGCCAUGAAGUCGGCCAUUUCCACAUAGUGGCCAUGUACUGCCUGCAGGCCCAUUGUUCUGCCAGCUUUUCCACAUCCAGUGAAAUUCUUUACUUCUUUGGCAGUAUCUUAUCAGGUAGAUUAUCUAUUUCCUAUGGUUUGGGUUCUUUAAUUUGACUCAUUACAUAUCUUUAGCUUCUUUCAGUAAAUAAAUCCCUGAUUUUAUCUUUUUCUGUCUGUAUGAACUAUGGCUCUAGAAAAAUCACCUUUCUUCUCCCUAUAUUUAAAACAACAAAAAUGACAAGCCUGUGAUGUUUCUCCGCCACAUAUUUUCCCUGUAUCCAUCACCUAUGUCAUGGGUGGAAGUCAACAAGUAACUGAAUAAAAUUAAUCUCUGAUGCUAAAACA